Salmo salar (Atlantic salmon) is the source of this 8382-nucleotide messenger RNA. Its product is annotated as phosphatidylinositol 3-kinase regulatory subunit gamma. Gene Ontology annotation, biological process: phosphatidylinositol phosphate biosynthetic process; insulin receptor signaling pathway. Gene Ontology annotation, cellular component: phosphatidylinositol 3-kinase complex. The record is from RefSeq and is a predicted model, not a curated record. NCBI's taxonomy places the organism in Eukaryota, Metazoa, Chordata, Actinopteri, Salmoniformes, Salmonidae. Gene Ontology annotation, molecular function: protein binding; 1-phosphatidylinositol-3-kinase regulator activity.
GUACUGUUGGUGCACGUACAGCAAGCUGCACAGUGGACACAAGUUUCGCUGGUCUCACUAUCGAUGUAGUUCGAUAUCUUCUCUACGAACAUGGCAGGGAACUUAGGUUUGUGAUAACUUAAGAAGCAAACGAAACAAGGAAAAUAGCUUUUAUGAGGACCAAAUUAGCCUUUGAACAAGUUUAAACAGUUACCCAAUCAAGGACAUUUUACGAGCUUUCCACCAGGAACACUUGGAAGAUUCUCAAUACGAAGUGCUCCGAGUCACUGAAGUGCCUGCCCUGCACCACUCAUUCCUAGACCGUACCAGUGUAAAUCAGAACCCUACUUUGGUUCAGCACUUACCUGCAAGUCUCGGGUCUUUCCAAAGAGCAUGUUGCCAAUGCCGUCUCUCUGCUCCAUUGUCUGGUUACACCGGGGCAUCAAGCUAAAGAAAGUGCUUUAUUUCUCAAACACAGGCCAGGUCUGACUUUCAACCAUUCACACCAACACUCAGAGUUCAGUCAUGCUUCUUAGUUUUAGUUGAAAAUUCCUGAAUAGUGUUGCCAUCACAAUAAAUAUCCUCAACACUCUGGCACUUCACUGCCCUGGUCAGUGUGUAUCAUAGUUGGACAUCUUUGCACAUGGCUGUAGAGGGCUUCCAAUUCAUAGCGCUUUAUGUCUAUAACAAAGACUGGGAGGAGGACCUUGACCUCCAGCCAGGGGACAUACUGACCGUCAGCAAGACGUCACUGACAUCCCUUGGGCUCAAGGAUGGGGACGAGGAGCACCCGGAGCGCCUGGGAUGGAUGGUGGGAGUCAACAAGCGCACCAAGCAGAGGGGAGACUUCCCUGGGACGUAUGUCCAGUAUGUGGGGCCUGUGAAGUUGUAUGUGGCACCCAACCAGCCUUUGCAGCAGAGACCCCUCCCAGCAGCCCCCAGGCCUCAGCCUCCCCCAGCACAGCAAGGGACUUCAGCUCAUGAGUUUGUCCAGCCUUUUCCACCCCCAGAAAAUGCCCCCCCUACUUUGGUGAAGUUGGUAGAGGCCAUUGAGAAAAAAGGUCUGGAGUGCGAGACGCUGUAUAGGAAGUCUAGCUCCUUGGCUGCUGGCAGUCAUAGACAGAGCCUGAACUUUGAGCUCUCUGAGCCUGAGAUGGGCCAGUACGAUGUCCAGGCGCUCUCAGAGGCCCUGAUGGGAUUCCUGCAGGACUUGCCCUCCCCCAUCAUCCCAGAGUGUGUCUAUCCCAGCCUGAAGACUGCCCUGCAAGAGGAAGCAGAGCUGUCCGUCGAGGAGACAGGCAAGCGUUUGCUGAAGGCGCUGGAGCCCCCGGCCGUGCCCCUGCCAGGCCUGCUCACCCUGCAGUACCUGCUCAGACACUUGGACCGAGUGGGCCAGAGCUCGGCCCACAACGGCCUGGACCCUCACACCCUUGCACUCCUCUUCAGCCCUCUGCUGCUCCCCGCUGGGUCAGAAGAAGAUCGUCAGGUUUCUGCCCAGGUGCUGGAGAGACUGCUGGUGGUGAGGGCCUGGGAGCUGGAAGAAAUGCCACCAGCCCUACCUCCCAAACCUUCCAAAACCAAAGCCGUGGCAUCCUCUGUGAUCAAUGGAGACGGCAGCAAGAUGGCCGAUGCAGAGUGGUACUGGGGAGACAUUUCCAGAGAGGAGGUGAAUGAGAAGAUGAGAGACAUGCCGGAUGGGACUUUCUUGGUCCGAGACGCCUCAAGCAAGGUGCAAGGAGAAUACACAUUGACUCUCAGAAAAGGGGGAAACAACAAGCUGAUCAAGAUCUUCCACCGAGGCGGCAAGUACGGUUUCUCUGAGCCGCUGACCUUUUCCUCUGUGGUGGAGCUCAUCCUGCAUUAUCACCAGGAGUCGCUGGCCCAGUACAACCCCAAGCUGGACUCACGGCUACUGUACCCCAUCUCCAAAUAUCAGCAGGACCAGGUGGUGAAAGAGGAUAACGUGGAAGCAGUAGGAGAGCAACUGAAGGUGUACCAUGAACAGUACCAGGAGAAGAGCCGGGAAUAUGACGUCUUGUAUGAAGAGUACACUCGCACCUCUCAGGAGUUACAGAUGAAGCACACGGCCAUCGAGGCCUUCACCGAGACCAUCAAUAUCUUUGAGGAGCAGUGCGAGACCCAAGAGCGCUACAGCAAGGAGUACAUUGACAAGUUCCACAGGGAGGGCAACAGCCAAGAGAUUGACAGAAUCCAAAGUAAUUCAGAUAAGCUGAAGUCUCGUGUGACUGAGAUCCAUGACAGCAAGCGGAAGCUGGAGCAGGACCUGAAGGAGCAGGCGACGGACAACCGAGAGAUCGACAAGAAGAUGAACAGUCUGAAACCAGACCUCAUGCAGCUGAGGAAGAUCAGAGACCAGUACCUGGUGUGGCUCAAUCAGAAGGGCACCAGACAGAAGAAGAUUAACGAGUGGCUUGGGAUCAAGAACGACGUGGAAGACCUAUAUUCUCUGGUGGAUGAGAUGGAUGACCUGCCGCACCAUGAUGAGCGCACCUGGUACGUGGGCGACAUCAAGCGCGGCCAGGCCGAAGAGCUGCUAAGGGGCAAGGGUGACGGCACCUUCCUGAUCCGAGACAGCCAGUCCCAGAAGGGCUCCUAUGCCUGCUCUGUAGUCAUGGACGGGGACGUCAAGCACUGUGUGAUAUUCAAGACCUCCACGGGCUACGGUUUCGCCGAGCCUUACAACCUAUACAGCUCCCUGAAAGAGCUGGUUCUCCACUACAGACACACCUCCCUGGUCCAGCACAAUGACUCGCUGAAUGUAACUCUGGCAUGUCCUGUCCUAACCCAGCAGCAGCCCAGAUGAGACGCACCGUCACCCGGACACACACACACACACACACAACUGAGACCACAAACCCUCACUUUUCCCAACAAAAAAGCAAACAGCUUUCUGAGCGUUGGGUUUGACAGGAGUGGAAGUGACAGAUAUAAUAACUGACUGGGUUUUGACUUUGAAGAGACCCUGUAAAUGUUAUAUUUUUGUUAAAUCUUUACAACACUACACAGUUUUAGGAUAAAAAUAUUUGGACUAUUUUAAAGUAACUGCUGUAGAUUCCAUUUUCCCUUUCAAUGGAGGGAAUUAUUUUUUAAAUCGACUCGUUAAGGGUGCCAUUUUGGGGGGGUAGUAACUUUUUUCAACAGUUAAAGAGGCGUAAGGGUUUGACAUGGAGAACAAAAAUACCUAACAGACUUUCUGUUUUCAUCAAGCGUUGCUGACAUGGCUGGAUGAUUGGGAGAUGUGGUAAAAGGCUUAACUUGUAGUGUUUUGUUGCAAGUUCAUAUUAAUACACAUUUUCUCCCACAGCGCUAUGGGACGCAUACAAAGAAAGCAUUCUCCUUUCUGUGUACUCAUUGCUAUGCGCCCUAUCACAUAAAGCAGAAAUUUAGUACCAAUGUGUUAAACAAAAAGAUUCAUUUGUCUUUUUCUGAAAGCUUUUUUUUUUGCAAUCUAUGUAAGACUGUUUAAAAUAGUUUGAGGUUGAUGAUAUUAGAUGCUGGCAUGGCCCCUGGUGUAGCUUGAGGACACUGAUUGCUGUGACAGACUGUGGCAUGUAAUGUGAGCUGGAGUUGCAGUCCUUUGAUGGUGGAACACUUGGUGGUGAAAGUGCCUUCUCUUCUAAUCCUCGGUCUUCCAUUCUCUCUCUGUAGAUCAGAGUCAGUGUGGAUGCCUUGCCCCAAUCACAUGCCAAGUGUUUUGUACAGAACUGUGUAUGAAACUAGAAAUAUGAAAUGGACCUUGCUAUUGAUUGCCUUAACGCAGGGAUGGGUAACUCCCUCAGACUUUUACCUGGGACUACUGCCACUGACUGCUCAGAGUGCACACGUCUGGUUUCCCAGGUUAGGGUCAGGGCUCAGUACAGACGUCUGGUUUCCCAGGUUAGGGUCAGGGCUCAGUGUAGACGUCUGGUUUCCCAGGUUAGGGUCAGGGCUCAGUGCAGACGUCUGGUUUCCCAGGUUAGGGUCAGGGCUCAGUGCAGACGUCUGGUUUCCCAGGUUAGGGUCAGGGCUCAGUGCAGACGUCUGGUUUCCCAGGUUAGGGUCAGGGCUCAGUGUAGACGUCUGGUUUCCCAGGUUAGGGUCAGGGCUCAGUGCAGACGUCUGGUUUCCCAGGUUAGGGUCAGGGCUCAGUACAGACGUCUGGUUUCCCAGGUUAGGGUCAGGGCUCAGUGCACACGUCUGGUUUCCCAGGUUAGGGUCAGGGCUCAGUGCACGUCUGGUUUCCCAGGUUAGGGUCAGGGCUCAGUGCAGACGUCUGGUUUCCCAGGUUAGGGUCAGGGCUCAGUACAGACGUCUGGUUUCCCAGGUUAGGGUCAGGGCUCAGUGCACGUCUGGUUUCCCAGGUUAGGGUCAGGGCUCAGUACACGUCUGGUUUCCCAGGUUAGGGUCAGGGCUCAGUACACGUCUGGUUUCCCAGGUUAGGGUCAGGGCUCAGUACACGUCUGGUUUCCCAGGUUAGGGUCAGGGCUCAGUGCACGUCUGGUUUCCCAGGUUAGGGUCAGGGCUCAGUGCAGACGUCUGGUUUCCCAGGUUAGGGUCAGGGCUCAGUGCACACGUCUGGUUUCCCAGGUUAGGGUCAGGGCUCAAUGCACGUCUGGUUUCCCAGGUUAGGGUCAGGGCUCAGUGCAGACGUCUGGUUUCCCAGGUUAGGGUCAGGGCUCAGUGCAGACGUCUGGUUUCCCAGGUUAGGGUCAGGGCUCAGUGCAGACGUCUGGUUUCCCAGGUUAGGGUCAGGGCUCAAUGCACGUCUGGUUUCCCAGGUUAGGGUCAGGGCUCAGUGCAGACGUCUGGUUUCCCAGGUUAGGGUCAGGGCUCAGUGCACACGUCUGGUUUCCCAGGUUAGGGUCAGGGCUCAGUGCACACGUCUGGUUUCCCAGGUUAGGGUCAGGGCUCAAUGCACGUCUGGUUUCCCAGGUUAGGGUCAGGGCUCAGUGCACACGUCUGGUUUCCCAGGUUAGGGUCAGGGCUCAGUGCAGACGUCUGGUUUCCCAGGUUAGGGUCAGGGCUCAGUGCACACGUCUGGUUUCCCAGGUUAGGGUCAGGGCUCAGUGCACACGUCUGGUUUCCCAGGUUAGGGUCAGGGCUCAGUGCACGUCUGGUUUCCCAGGUUAGGGUCAGGGCUCAGUGCAGACGUCUGGUUUCCCAGGUUAGGGUCAGGGCUCAGUGCACACGUCUGGUUUCCCAGGUUAGGGUCAGGGCUCAGUGCACACGUCUGGUUUCCCAGGUUAGGGUCAGGGCUCAGUGCACACGUCUGGUUUCCCAGGUUAGGGUCAGGGCUCAGUGCACACGUCUGGUUUCCCAGGUUAGGGUCAGGGCUCAGUGCACGUCUGGUUUCCCAGGUUAGGGUCAGGGCUCAGUGCACACAUUUGGUUUCCCAGGUCUCACUCAGUUGCUGACUUAAAGGAAUGAAUGAAAGCCAGCAGACCCUCUUGAGGACCGAAGUUGCCUACCCCUGCAUUACUGUGUGUAUGAUGGCGGUGUUGGAGGUGUGCAUGGUGGAAAUGGAUUUCCUUUCAUAUUUUAUAGUUGUGGAUAGAUGGUAGAUCUUAUGGGGGUUGUGUACCAGAUAUAACAAACAUUGUCUUUUCACUACAUUUUGACAUUGGGUAUGCAGUAUGCAUCACAUUGGGUAUGCAGUAUGCAUCACAUUGGGUAUGCAGUAUGCAUCACAUUGGGUAUGCAGUAUGCAUCGCAGUAUUCAGUCUCUCAUUAAGGUAAUAGUAGCCUAAUUCCACAAUUUACUUCAUCGGACCUUACCUGCCACACUUGGUGAAUGAGCUUCUUUCCCAGGAAACAAGUUGUACUGUAAUGCUAACAUAUACACCAGAUAUUCUAGGUAGACUUGAAACACUACUUUGACAAACUGAUUAGUACUAUGCAGCGAGUUAGACAACUUCACGAUGCCUCAUCAACAUUGAUUUUGAUUCAAGACAAAUCACCGAAUGAGUGAUAACCUUUACACUGUAUUAAUCAGACAUUGGUGCAUUUUAUUGCUCACUUUUUAGGAGUGGUUAGAUUGCCGAUCAUGUUGGGAUUGGUGUAAAUCAACCUUUUAUAGCUGACAACAAUGUUGAUGUUAAUCUGGUUAACCUGUUUCUUAUGUUUAUUUGGUAGUUAGGUGAAAAGUGUCUCCUUGGAGAGAGAUGACAAUAAUAGUCUGUGGACUAUUUACUAAACAUAGCUUUCAGCCAGAGUCCUGCUCAGUUAGGCUGUCCUUCAGCUCAACGGAUCUUUGAAAACUGGGACAAUCUAGUUGAGUUUUUUUGGCAAGAGAGAGUGCUGUAUAAAAAAGAGAGUAAAAAAUAUGUUCCUGGUUUGUUUUCAAAUUGCACACAGUGGUUCUGCAUGCAGUGUAAGACUACGUAUGCCCUCCACUGACAUGACCACAGCCAGGUGUAAGACUAGCUAAAGAUUGUAUGCCAGAUAAUGUGAUAUAACCAAAGAGUGUUGGUGUCCAUUACUGAGUGUUACAGAAAAGACCCACAUAAACCGACGCCAUAGAUUUUUCAGCUAACCUGUUCUUGGGGAUUACUUCAUUCUCGAUUCGUUUAAAAAGUAUCUUAGUGUGUUUCCAGUUGCAGGUGGUUCUACAAAAAACAUAAAUUCAGAAAGAUAUCAAUGUUUAAGUGAGAUAUGCCUGGUGGUGUGCUUAGAUCUUUGUUUGUCACCUACUUAUACGUGUGGCCGAAGAAGUAGAAUCUACUAGUUCCUGCAGUAAUGCUGGGAAAUGCUAGGUUUGUGGCAGCUAAGCUGUCGAGGUUCCUCCUCAUACCGUACAAUACUUGGAAGUAAUAUCUUUGAGUUUUUGCUGUUUUUUGUAGAACCACCUGCAACUGGAAACAGACAUUUUUCAGAUACUUUCGUUAUUCUCGAUUCUGUGAAAAAAGUAUUGUCAAUAACAGGUUAGUUGAAAAAUCUAUGGCGGGGGUUUGUAUGGGGCUUUCCUCUAACGCCCAGUAAUGGACACCAACACUCUUUGGUUAUAUCACAUUCUCUGGCAUACAAUCUGUAGCUAGGUCUAGACAGUCUGUUCUUAGUGACAUUGUUUCCCCUGGCCUUUUCUGUGGACGUGGGCUCCCGAGUGGCUCAGCAUCUCCAUGCCAGAGGCGUCACUACAGACCCUGGUUCGAUUCCAGGCUGUAUCACAACCGGCCGUGAUUGGGAGUCCCAUAGGGCGGCGCACAAUUGGCCCAGCGCCUUCCGGGUUUGGGUUUGGCCGAGGUAGGCCAUCAUUGUAAAUAAGAAUUUGUUCUUAACUGACUUGCCUAGUUAAAUAAAGGUUAAAUAAUUAUAUUGGAGGUCAUGUCAAAAGCUAUGCUUGAUUUCUGUCUCACAGACCGCUAUGACGGUGCAACGUAAAACAACACAUUUCCUUAGCUUGUGAGAAAGCCUGUGAGUGGGUACAAAUUUGAGGCUUGAGUAGGGAUGUCGCUGUGCCAAUGUUAAAAUCUGCUACUGUAAAUGCACUACAAAGACAUGAAUAGGGAGCUCAUGUUUCAGGAGUUUUAUUAUAAUUUGACUUGAACAGGUUCAUUAAUUUACAAUAACUGGCUAUGAUAGGUCAGAAACACUCCGCAUAGUGGACAUCUCAUUGUAAGACAAGGACGGCAUCAUUGAAGUGGCUCUUAAUGGUCUGUUUGAAAGUGGCUUUUAUGAAACCUGUUUGUGUUUUGUUAUUUGUUCAUCAUAACCUGAGCAGAUUUAAUUCAAUAAGCUAGUGUGAAUACUUUGUGAUAUUCUUUACAUUUAUAUUUCAUGCUUAUUUAGAGAUUUAAUUUACCUCUAAAUAACCAAAUAGAUUGAAAAGACUGUUAGGCUGUUUACACAGGCAGCCCAAUUAUUCUUUUCACUAAUUGGUCUUUUGACCAAUCAGAUCAGCUCUGUGAAAAUAUCUGAUGUGAUUGGUCCAAAAAAAAACAAUUAAUGGAAGAAAUAUCAGCAAUAGGCUGCCUGUGUAGAAGCAGUGAGAACUUUUUUAGAUUUUGUUAUCGAGAUUGAAACUGUCGUAGUAUUUGUUGUAUGUUGACUUUCAAUAGUUGAAGACUGCUUGUUUUUUAGCUUUUGUAUUUGUGAAACUGUGCUCCCUUGACAUAAUGGAAGUCUGUUAGAUACUGCUAUUUGAUACACGUAGUAUGUGUAUAAUACUUGGCUGGAGUUCGGUCAUUUGAAAUGUAGAAAUCCCCCCCAAAACAUUGCUAAUGAACAGCAAAAUGCACUUUUAAAUUGACAGUAAGCAACAUUAUUAAAACAUUCUGUACAAUUAUUGCAUUACCUAAUGAAAAUAUUGGCUGCACUCCAUAUGAUGUAUUUGUCAGACUGGUAGUUUUGUAUGGUAGUAAUGAAAAAAUUAACAAUUUUAUUAAAGCUUAAAGUUGUCAAAAUGCC